This is a messenger RNA of Solea senegalensis (Senegalese sole), 1325 nucleotides long. RefSeq names its product growth arrest and DNA-damage-inducible, alpha, b (gene gadd45ab). NCBI's taxonomy places the organism in Eukaryota, Metazoa, Chordata, Actinopteri, Pleuronectiformes, Soleidae. Gene Ontology annotation, cellular component: cytoplasm; nucleus. Gene Ontology annotation, biological process: regulation of cell cycle. Bases 125 to 598 code for a protein of 157 amino acids. The record is from RefSeq and is a predicted model, not a curated record. The transcript has 4 exons.
AUGAGGAGUGGAACCAGGAGGAGGUUUUCGUUACGGAACUCACGAGUUCCAUCAGUAGAGCCGCAGACUCCGCACGCUGCUCCCGAACUCCGAACUGGAUUUACUGCGACAACAAACCGCCCCGAUGUGCAACAUGACUGUUGAAGAAAACAGCGCAGAUCAUUCUUCACAGAGGAUGGUGUCGGUGGCUGAAGCGUUAGAGGAGGUGCUGACCUCUGCCUUGCCUCAGAAUUGCAUCACGGUUGGAGUCUACGAGGCUGCGAAGUCACUCAACGCCGAUCCAGACAACGUGGUGUUGUGUCUGCUGGCCACAGACGGCGAGGAGGAGGACGUGGCUCUGCAGAUCCAUUUCACCCUAAUCCAGGCGUUCUGCUGCGAAAAUGACAUCAACAUCCUGCGAGUGAGCAACAUGAGACGUCUAGCAGAAAUCCUGGGUGGAGGGAAACCCAUGGAGGAGCCCAUGGACCUGCACUGUGUUCUAGUUACUAACCCUCAGUCGUUGCUGUGGAAAGAUCCUGCACUGAGCAAAGUCAACAGAUUCUGCAGAGAGAGUCGCUGCUUGGAUCAGUGGGUGCCCGUCAUUAACCUGCCCGACUGAGGAAAUCUGGCCUGGAAUAUUUAUGUACCUUGUGCAGUUUAGAGGGGAAAAAAGAAAAAAAGUAACAUGUUCAAGUCUGUGUUGGACUUGUCUUUGGAAAGAGGCCUCAGAGAGACGGAGGAGGAAGAGAAACGUUUCCAACUACUUUAACCAGGUCAGGGUGAACCCAUGUGGGCCGGGAGGAAGAGUGACUCAGCAGUCUCGGCUCCAGGAUUUCCAAAGUUUGACCACACCUUUCUCUGCAGUGAAAGGGAAGAGCCUUUUACGGGAAACUUGAGUCAUGUGGGCACACAAGAAACACGUGGGGAAGCACAGGCACAGGCACAUGAAUGACCAAAAGCCAGAGAUGGACAGCUGGAGUCCUCACUGACGAGACUUAAUAAAAUAAAAGAGCCUGACCACACCACACUGGACUGGAGCAGUUCAGCUCCCUGAGGGAACAAUCCCUUUAACAUUGAAUUGACCAAAAUCCAAGCAUAUUUAUUUAAUAGUAUUUAAGAUUUGUCACUUUGAUAACAUGGAAAAAAAGGGAACUUUGCACACUUUGUUGUUAUUGUUAUUAUCUCAAGGGCACUGCAAUGUUAAGAUGUGUCCACUAACUGAUGUUUUUUAUUAUUUUAUGUAUUAUUAUUAUUAUUAUUAUUCUUGAUAACAAUUCAAUGAGUUAUAUUUAUUGUGCAUAGUUCAUGGAGUUUGCUACGGUGACUUGAAUAAACCAUCAAAAACA